AUCUCGUUUCGUCCAUCCUCCCCCACGUGCGGUCUACGCUGCGCCACACAGAGACCGACGCAGACAGUCACAGCUCCUCCGUCCUGCCAUCAUGAUGCUGAAGAAGUUGAGCUCCUCUGUGGCCCCGCGCUGCAGCCAGGCCUUCCAGGGCCGCGCCUUGAGCUCCAAGGCUGUUGUGGACACGUACGAGUCGCCCGACCACUACUUCGAGAAGGACCGUAUCGAUGCUGGAGACCCGAGCAAGCGCGCGUUCACAUACUUUAUGCUUGGUGGCGCCCGUGUGGCGUACGCGACGGCUGCGCGUCUGGCAGUCGUCAAGUUUGUGGGCAGUAUGAGCGCGUCCGCCGAUGUGCUGGCUCUGGCGACGGCCGAGUUCGAUCUGAGCAACAUUAACGAGGGCUCGACGGUCACCGUCAAGUGGCGUGGUAAGCCCAUCUUCAUUAAGCACCGUACGACCAAGGAGAUCGAUAUCUCGAACCAGGUGGACGUGGGCAACCUGCGUGACCCCGAGACGGACGCUGUCCGUGUGCAGAAGCCCGAAUGGCUCGUGGUGCUCGGUGUGUGCACCCACUUGGGCUGUGUGCCCACGUCGGACGCUGGCGAGUACGGCGGUUGGUUCUGCCCGUGCCACGGCUCGCACUACGACCUGUCGGGCCGUAUCCGCAAGGGCCCCGCUCCGCUCAACCUCGAGAUCCCGCCAUACAAGUUCAUUGAGGACAACAAGAUCCUGCUGGGUUAAGUGGUUAGCAAUGGAUUUUGCUUUGCCUGCUGCUGAAAGGAGACGUGGCGCGAAAGAGAACGUGCCAACUUGUUAAGUUUUCGGACAGGGGAAGCAGGAUCAAGCAACAGGAAAAGAGGCCAAAAAAUACCAAAAAAGACUUUGAUAAA
Phytophthora infestans T30-4 is the source of this 888-nucleotide messenger RNA. Its product is annotated as cytochrome b-c1 complex subunit Rieske, putative. Bases 92 to 739 code for a protein of 215 amino acids. The record is from RefSeq and is a predicted model, not a curated record. Gene Ontology annotation, biological process: mitochondrial electron transport, ubiquinol to cytochrome c. Gene Ontology annotation, cellular component: membrane. The transcript has 2 exons. Gene Ontology annotation, molecular function: 2 iron, 2 sulfur cluster binding; quinol-cytochrome-c reductase activity. Lineage: Eukaryota; Oomycota; Peronosporomycetes; Peronosporales; Peronosporaceae.